Molecule: messenger RNA, 2238 nt
Organism: Huiozyma naganishii CBS 8797
Lineage: Eukaryota; Fungi; Ascomycota; Saccharomycetes; Saccharomycetales; Saccharomycetaceae
Gene: PTK2
Product: protein kinase PTK2
Exons: 1
Coding region: 1-2238 (745 amino acids)
Biological process (GO): intracellular signal transduction; protein phosphorylation
Cellular component (GO): nucleus
Molecular function (GO): protein serine/threonine kinase activity; ATP binding
Source: RefSeq, a predicted model, not a curated record
AUGGGGUCCGGUUCAAAUAAUGACAAGGAUGUUCAUAGAAGUCCUUCAAUGCUAAAACUUCUCGGCCAAAGGAUCUUGAACAAACAAAGCACCCACCCUGAAUUUCUGUCUGCUACUGGGAAUGGUAUAACUCCGUUGCGGAAAAGACCCACUUCCCCUGGUGCAAGUCCCAGUCCAGGGCAUCUAGCUGCUAAUAGACACAAGUCACCCUCAGUUUUGACAAAGAGGUCGACUGCUGUGGGGAACAUGCAUCCUGUGAAAUCCACCGCAUCUGUCGCUGAUCUAACUGCUCACAAUACUAAUCCGUUCGUUGCCGAGAGACGUGCUCAGGAGAACGAUGACGCUGACAGGAAUGGUGACGACAAUGACGCCGAUAACAUCGUGAUCCCCUCGAAGGGGACUCGUGUCCACAGAGCAAAAUCUACUAGUGUGAAGAAAGUUGCCGGUGCGUCGCACACACACCAUAUGGGCGGGACGACUGCCCCGCGUGGGUUUGCUACCCAUACAUUAAAGGAGGAGAACCUUGUUUACAACCCUUAUGGUGUCAAUCAGAAACCUGGGACCGUCUUUGCAGGUGAAUUGAGCGAUCAAAACAAAGGGGAUUUGAGUUUCUACAUGCAUGACGGUGACUCCUCAAUCAGAAUGCUGCCCCUGCCCAUAGAGGACCCUAACCAGUAUUUACCAGAUACCAUGAAACAAUGGAGUGUUCAUUUGAUUGAUAAUUUUGUGUUCGAUCCUGACAAUAAACCAAUUGGAUCUGGCGGGUCCAGUGAGGUGCGUAAAAUUGUGUCGAGUUACCGCAAGAAGGAUAUCUACGCUCUUAAGAAACUGAACAUGAUCUACGACGAAACACCAGAGAAGUUCUACAAACGUUGUUCGAAGGAGUUCAUUAUUGCCAAAAGUCUAUCGCAUAACAUACACAUCAUGAACACUUUCUUGCUGUUAAAGGUGCCAACCACCACUUACACAACGCGAGGCUGGGGGUUUGUCAUGGAGUUGGGUGUCAAGGAUUUAUUUGAGUUAAUCGAAAGAAGCGGCUGGAAGUCUGUGCCACUGAGUGAGAAGUAUUGUAUUUUCAAGCAGAUUGCGGAAGGUGUCAAGUUUUGCCAUGAAAACGGUAUCGCUCAUAGAGAUUUAAAACCAGAGAACGUACUGAUGUCUAGAGAUGGGAUUUGUAAGCUGACCGAUUUCGGGAUCUCUGACUGGUGUCACCAGGAUCCUCACGAUUUUACUUCGCCAAUAAAGAUGUGCAAAGGUAUGAUUGGUUCCCCACCGUUCACCCCGCCCGAGGUGAUGUACUGGGAGGAGAAAAAGCAUUACCCAGAGAAACUUCAAAAACCAUAUAACCCGUUGGCCAUGGACUGUUACGCACUUGGGAUACUACUAUUUACGCUGGUCAACAACGUUGUUCCCUUUGUCGAGUCUUGUAAUAUGGACCCUCGGUUCAGAGAAUUCGAGGCGGCGUAUGCAAGCUAUGUGGCUCACCAAAACCCGCAUUUCCGGGACAACAACAACUACAAGGGAGGGCCCGGUGCCGAGUACAGUAUGUCGCGUAACUUCAAGACGCCCAACGGGUCCCGUGUAGCUUGGAGGCUGUCGGACCCGAACCCGGAAACGCGUUAUACGAUGGAGGAGCUUUUCGCGGAUCCUUGGUUCACGGCAAUUGAGACAUGUGUGGAUCCACAGGACCCACAGACUACGAGACCUCCUGAACUGAAGAAUUCAAGCACGAAUAGCGGGGCCAACGAGGGUGAGAACACGGGGGACGACGCCGCGUCGCUGGCACCCUCUGGAAUUGAAAUCAACGGCGAGCCCGCCGUAGCGGCACCCCCUCAGGAGAAACCACGGUCGAUGGUGGAGAUUGCCCAAUCUCCAAACCUCUCGCCCAAAACGGCAAAACCAGAGAAGAAAUCGACCCCGGACAGUGCCGCUACUGGAGAAGCGAAGGCUGAGCCAGAUACGGCAAGCGACGAUACCACCGAGCUGGAACCAGAGACUGUCGACUCGUUGCUGGAGAAACCCACGCCUUCGUCCACAAUCGUCGAUUCUAUGCCGACUGCACCGGCGAAACAGUUGAGCGGGCUGACUGUGAGCGGCGCGUCCUCGAUCAGGAGCGACAGCAACACCGCAUCACCGACGCCAAAGAAGAAGCAGGUGGUGCACCACCACCUGGACGUGCCCUCCAGUGUGAUGUCUGGGACAUCGAUGACACUGCGCUCGCUGAUGUCUUCGCACUAA